This is a messenger RNA of Oryzias latipes (Japanese medaka), 2482 nucleotides long. The record is from RefSeq and is a predicted model, not a curated record. Lineage: Eukaryota; Metazoa; Chordata; Actinopteri; Beloniformes; Adrianichthyidae.
CAAGGCACCUGAAGCUGCAGAGAAGUUCGAUUUAUAGAUACAUUUGCAGGUUUUACCCCAUUAAUGACUGCUAACUAUAUAAUAUACAGUCAAACGAAGUCUACGCGCUGAUUUAAUCGUCGCCUAUGACCUGGCUCGUGCUAAUCAAGGCUGAUCAGCUGUCACGUGCGCGGUCAGCUGACGGUGACUCCUCAUAACUGGCGGAGCAGAGCAACGGCCGCAUUGCAGCGCGCGCCGUUCACCCGCACACACCGACGCAGAAACAAGGACCGACGAGCCAGGAAACAGCGCAGUCAUGCUGCUUUUAACUCUGCUUUUCAUCUCCUCAGCUGUAGCUACUCCUCUUCUGGGGACCGAACAGUGUGCGCGUGGCCCCCCCUACUGGUGUGAAAAUGUAAAGACGGCCUCCCUGUGUGGAGCUGUGGCUCACUGUCAACAGAAUGUGUGGAACAAGCCUCAAAUGAAGUCUGUGCCGUGCGACAUGUGCAAAGAGGUGCUGAUGGUGGUGGAGCAACUGCUGAAGGACAACGCCACGGAGGCAGAUAUUUUGAAAUACCUGGAGAAGGCCUGUCAGCUCAUCCCGGAUCAGGGUUUGACGGAGCAGUGCAAGGAGAUGGUGGAUAGCUACUACCCUGUCCUGAUCGGGAUUAUCACAGGGGAACUGGAGGAUGCUGGUGUGGUGUGUGCAGCUAUGGGGCUGUGCAAGUCUCAGCAGGCUUCACUGGCCAAGCUUCAAGUCAAGGAGCAGCUCACAUCUAACGACAUCCCUCAGGUUGAUCUGUCUCAUCAAGCGGCUCCCUUCCUCCUCAACAUUCCCGGGCUGCUGUACCCGCAGAACCUGAAGGAAAAGCAGGAGGUUCCUCAGCAGGGAGGUGAUGAAGUGUGCCAGGACUGCAUCAAGUUCCUGACUGAUGCUCAAGCGGAAGCGAAGGCCAACUCCUCCUUUAUCAACUCUCUCAUCCAGAACAUUGAGGGUCAGUGUGACCUGCUGGGGCCAGGCUUGUCUGAUAUGUGCAAGCAGUACGUGGGACAGUAUGGCCCAGUCGUGGUUCAGCAGCUCAUGUCUAUGGAAAAGCAACCCAAACAGAUCUGUGCCAUGGCCGGGUUCUGCUCUGAAGUGAAGAAGUCCGUUCCCAUGAUGACCCUUCAGGCUGCAAAGACGAUCCCCGCUGCUAAAAGCAUCCCCGCCCUCGAGCUUUUCCCUGCCACCAAGGUGGAGGCUGCUGCUGCAAAGAGGCUGGUUCGCGUGAAGGAGUCUCCACAGUGCGCCAUCUGUGAGUUUGUGAUGAAGCAGGUGGAGGCCAUGCUAACGGAUGAGACCACAGAGGAGGAGGUGAUCCAGGCGGUGCAGAAGGUCUGCUACCUGGUGCCCUCGUCCCUCACCGCCCAGUGCAAAGACUUGAUCGAGACGUACGGAGAGGCCAUCAUCGAGCUGCUGGUGCAGGAGGUGGACCCCAAGACCGUCUGCACAAUGCUGGCUCUGUGCAACGACGCCAGCCGCGCCUACGUGGUUGCCCUGGAUCAGCCCCGCUUUAAGACCGGCGGCUACUGCGAGGUGUGCAAAAUGGCCGUCGGUUACAUCGAUGGAAUUCUGGAGAAAAAUGCCACGGAGGCAGAGAUCGAGGAGGCCGUGAAGAAGGUCUGCAGCUUCCUGCCUGAUGCCUACAAGACUGAGUGUGACCAGUUGGUCGAACAGUACGAGCCGGUUCUGGUCCAGCUCCUGCUCCAGAUGCUUGACCCAGACUUUGUGUGCACGAAAGUGGGGGCUUGUCCCGAGGCUGAACGGAAGCUGCUGGGAAGAGAACAGUGCACCUGGGGACCUGGGUUCUGGUGCAAGAACAUGGAAACGGCAAAUAUGUGCAAUGCCGUGGCUCACUGCAGACGCCAUGUGUGGGUAUAGAGACCCGCCCCCCCCCCCCCAGAGGGACCUGCUGCAGGGCUGCUUCCACCUGCUAAUCUGUUCAAUCGACUCCAAUAACUGCAGCUGUCUGUGGAUUAAAUUUAAAACUUUGAAUGUGAUUGUAGAAAGGGACUGGACUCUUUAUUAAUGUGGGGUGGGGGGGUGAAAGGGGGAGGAGUUUGUAGGCCUUAACUGUGGUCUGCCUCGGUAAAGUUCAGGGUUGGAAAAGUUUUUUUUUUUUUUUUUUUGCUUUAGUGAACAGUUUUUGUUCCAGUUUUUACCUGCAGUGAUCCUCACCUCCAAAAACCAGACGGACUGUCUGGUCAUGUGACCUAACAGACGCUGCCGUGUGCUGAUUGGCCAUUACCUUCAUCUGUCGGUGUGAUUCGUAACAGAUUCUUGUUUUUGAUUUUUAAUUUUUUGUUUUCACUCUUCCUGCUGUUUUUGUAAAUCCAUGUUCAUGAAGCUUAAAGGAUCUCAAAUUUAAACAUCUGGUCUAAACUGUCGGUUGGUUCGUGAACUGAAACGAAAGUUUAACAACGUUCUCUGCAAACUCAUGAAAUAAAACUUGUCUUGUGAAAA